AUGGCCGAUCUUCAAGCCCGCAUAGGGCCCAAAGUAUUUCCCAACAAGUCCUGGACAAGACCAGGGUACGAACCCCCGGCACAAGUGAAGAGUUCUCCAAAACACCAUAAUAAGUGGAAAAGCACUAGACGGAGUGCAGGAUACGACAGCGAUGCGUCUAGUAAUUCCAGUCACGACGGGAGUUCGUCUCGCCAGAGAUCCCACUCUCGUAAGGCAUCUAUUUUCAGCCGUCUCGGCCUCUCCAAUCCCGAUAACUUGGAAGGUGAAGAUGAAGAUGUGGAAGACGCGGAAGCCGGAAACGUGGAGAAGACUUUGCUGGAACGUGUGGGGGUCACCUCGCCUCGAGCUUCACAUCUGCCUCCGGACGUUAAUGCCGUAUUAUAUCCUCGGGCGACUACGAACCAGGACGAAGAUAUGACUGCAGGUUCUUCCAGAAGUGAAGAUGGUGUCAUUAUGGGCGCUAAAUGGGAUUCUGAGCCGUCUGUCAGAUCGGGGCUAAUCGAGGAGUGCACAACUUUGGAUAACCAGGGAAAGGCGACCUUGACAAGCAUUAUAUCCAACAGCGGCACUGGAAAAGACAGUGGAAGCGAGAAGCUGUCGACUCAUGGGCCCUCGCAAGAUGCAGGCCAAAUUACCAAUCAAGUCAGCCACACUUCUCCCCCACCUUCAGCGACAGCCCCGUCUUCCAGCACUGUAGAGCAAAAGAACCUCAGAUCGCACCCAAGCACCUCGAACAACUCGGAUACAGCCAACCUGGGCAGCGGUCCCCGUUCCCCGAGCGAAGAAGGCGAGUUGUCUGAGCCACUAUCGGCCAACGGCGUCCGUGGUCUUCUGGCACCUCUCGUUCUACGAAACGCGGGAGGUCGCUCUUCCAAAACGGCUACCAACCCUCUGAGCCCAGGCGAGCUUCCACAGAUCCUCACAAGCGACGACAUAUCCUCGUUUGGUGGAACUAUGUCCAACCUUGGGAUGGAGCUCCGUGCACAAGCAGGCCCGAAAGGUGGCACCGGUUCAUUUUCAGCGCCGAACGAGACCCCACCAUCGGCUCCUCGUGCAAUGCGAAAGGCAAGCUGGGAACGUCAGCCUACAUCUGCAUAUGCAUCUUCGUCUACUUUCGCGGACCCUAAACACGCUACAGCUCGAUCCCCGCUCGCGAUCCCAGAAGCUGGUCUUCGACGUCACGAUACCAUCCUUUCUCCAACGUCUGGUCGAUACCUUCCAUCGCUGCGAUAUACACCGAGCCCGCAACGUCCUGAAACACGCCAUCAUGCAUCUCCAUCGAGUUCCAGACGUACUCGAUCGCCGUCACCUACUUCAACACAUCACUCGUCUUUCGCUCGCGACCGACACUAUGAUCCUUACUAUCAUGAGCGUCUGCCCCGUGGCUCGUUAUUAGCAGCCACACCAAUGGCAGAGCCAUCUUUGCACCGUCCUGCACGCCAAACGUCUCCAAUAGACAGGACCGACGGUCGUCGUUGGAGUCUCCGCGCUAUGGCAAAGGACGACAGGACAAUGACCGACGUCGUCCUUCCUACAACAAGACUAGCAGGCGAAGAGAUGAUUCUACUGAUAGAGGACGAACACGUCGACUUGAUGACGAGAGAUCAAGGCGUUCCGCUUCACCUGCUCCUCGGGGACCAUACAAGCCUUAUGCCACAGGUCGACAGCGUUCUCGCUCUUAUUCUCGCUCUCGUUCUCGCUCUUACUCGCGGACACCAUCUCCUCGGCGGUCACGUCAUAGACUUCCGAAAACACACCCUCCUCGAGGACUAUAUAUUUCCAGAGAUCCUUGGCAAAAUGCUUAUCCUUAUGAAGAACAACAACAAAUGGGUUACUCAAUAUCACAGUCACCAAGUCCUCAUGAGAAAUAUGCCUCAUCCUUGGAAAGAACUGGAUAUCACACACAUGAGACAUAUAUGCAAGAUAGCAGGGAUCAAUCCCAAUCACAAAAUUCAAUUCUGGUUGCUGAACAAGAUGCAGAGCAAGCUCCUCAAGUGA
Messenger RNA from Cyclocybe aegerita, 1998 nucleotides. The record is from the annotation of a GenBank genome assembly. NCBI's taxonomy places the organism in Eukaryota, Fungi, Basidiomycota, Agaricomycetes, Agaricales, Hemipholiotaceae.